Messenger RNA from Sabethes cyaneus, 678 nucleotides. RefSeq lists its product as uncharacterized. The transcript is spliced from 2 exons. The record is from RefSeq and is a predicted model, not a curated record. The coding region runs from base 1 to 678 and encodes 225 amino acids. NCBI's taxonomy places the organism in Eukaryota, Metazoa, Arthropoda, Insecta, Diptera, Culicidae.
AUGUUGCUGCUGGCCCUGCGGAGCUUUUUCUUUGUGGCCGUCAUCCUGGGCUACAGCACCGGGGUUUGGCGGCUGAUUAACGACUACUUCCGACGGGGGUUUAAAGAUUUCCUAGCGGAGGAAGUGAAACGAAACCAGCACCUGCUGGUCGAUCCGGCAGAUGGGGGUAAAUCGGCAAACGAACCUCCGCUGCCAGUGGCGUUGCCCGUCGGCGAUCCGAAACCGUCCUCCGGUUCGGUCACAGCCAACCGACUGCUGGACGAACUGAUCGUCAGCUUUGGACGGCUUUUCACCGCCGCCACCCCGACCAGCCAUAAUGAGCGGGGGGAUUUCUCCAAGGGACCAGAUAGAAAACACAAGGUGAAGACAAGUACCUUACCAGGUCCCGGAGGGACCCCACCAGCUACAACGGAUAUCGAAGGGAAACAACGACCGAACAAAGGCGAUAACAAGAUUUGGUCAACUUCCUCGUCAUCAACUCCGGCUGCUGUUGCUCCUGUUGGUGGUCCAACCGGUGCAGAGGACGACAAUAACGAGGAGGACAAGUGGCUAAACUACUGGCGGCGGAAGCAAUUUGGUGACAAGCUGAAGCAAGUUGAACCGGAUGGGGGUCACUGUGAAGCACUCCCAGCGGACGACGUCGGUGGCGAUGCCGCCACCGGCGGCUGCCAUCCUUAG